AUGCCACGCUUAAAAUAUGCGUCGGUUGCCAGAGUUGUUGUUAUACUCGGGCUCUUUUGUCUAUGGCUACAGAUUAUGCUUUCCGCGUCUACUGGCGGCAUGUACAGAGAUGGAGGUGAAGACAAUAUGAUACAGGUGCAAGGGAUGUUGGUCAAAACAAACCCAAUUCGUACUGAAGAUAACAUUACCGUUACGAAUAAUAUUUUGGAUUCUAUACCGCUGCCCUUACCACUCAAAGAGGAGCUGAUGAAUGCUAAUGACACAUCUGAGCAAGUUUUAGCAUUGGUACCGCCUGAGCUUCACAAAUAUUUGACAGUACAUCCAAGAAAUAAUUCAGGGAACUCGACAGACCGCAUAGCUGUAAAGAACAUAACUGAAAUAAAGCAAGCAAUCAAGAGAUUCAAUGAAGCACAGACUGUAUACAAUGAGGAUAUAUUCGGACCUGUUCAGAAUGAUACUGUUAUCAUUGCUAUACAGGUACACACCAGACUGACGUACCUUCGCCACCUGAUCGUGUCGCUAGCGCAAGCGAAGGAGAUAGACAGGACACUUCUAAUAUUCUCCCACGAUUACUAUGACGAAGAAAUUAAUACAUUAGUCAGGAGCAUCGAUUUUACUAAGGUGAUGCAAAUAUUCUACCCAUAUUCCAUCCAGACACAUCCACAUGAGUUUCCGGGAAUGGAUCCCAACGACUGUCCCAGGGACACUAAAUUUGAACAAGCAGUGAAACUGGAAUGCAACAAUGCUUUGUACCCAGACCUGCACGGGCACUACAGGGAGGCGAAGUAUACUCAGACGAAACACCACUGGUGGUGGAAAGCCAACAGGAUAUUUAACCAGUUGCAGUGUACUGCUGGACAUACAGGUUACGUUCUCUUCUUAGAAGAGGACCACUAUGUAGCAGAAGACUUCUUGCACAUACUAAGUCUUCUGAAGUCAACAGCUGAUAAGAGUUGCCCCCAAUGUGAGAUGCUGUCUUUGGGGACCUACCUAAAGACCUACCAAUAUCACGUGAACGGUGAUAAGAGGAAGAAGAAUUUGAAUCUGAACUACAUACAGCAAGUGAAGCUGGCUAAUGAACAAAGAAGAAAGAAACAUGAAAACAACCCGACCUGGAACUUCCAGGUGUACCCGCAUCUGUACACAGCUACACAAAAGGUAGAAAUAACACCAUGGCAUUCGAGUAUGCAUAAUAUGGGGUUUGCAUUCAAUAGGACAGUCUGGAAUCAUAUAAUGAAGCAACAGAGUCAGUUUUGUGCCUAUGACGAUUAUAAUUGGGAUUAUUCUUUGUUACAUUUAUCACAAAAUAUGCCAGGGAGGGAAAAAUUCAAAGUUAUAGUGUGUAAAGGGCCACGAGUAUUUCACAUUGGGGAAUGCGGUAUUCACCACAAGAAAUCUAACUGUAACGCCUCAACAGUUAUUAGUAAAGUACAGAAAUUACUACAGAAUGCAAAACCUUACCUUUACCCGACGCGAGUGAGUGCGCAGGUGACGGCGGGCGGUGCUAAACAUAACAAGAAACUAGUGAAGGGAAAUGGCGGCUGGGGUGAUAUUAGAGAUCAAGAACUGUGCACUAAUAUGACAAAAGUGGGUAGGCAGCACAGGCACACGAUAUUUUACGCGUAA
Spodoptera littoralis (African cotton leafworm) is the source of this 1626-nucleotide messenger RNA. The record is from the annotation of a GenBank genome assembly. NCBI's taxonomy places the organism in Eukaryota, Metazoa, Arthropoda, Insecta, Lepidoptera, Noctuidae.